Molecule: messenger RNA, 2637 nt
Organism: Funneliformis geosporum
Lineage: Eukaryota; Fungi; Glomeromycota; Glomeromycetes; Glomerales; Glomeraceae
Source: the annotation of a GenBank genome assembly
AUGUUAUUGGAAUAUGCUAAUAUGGGCAAUUUAAGAGAUUAUUUAGGAAAUAAAAGAAAAUUUAGCUCAUUACAAUGGAAAGACAAGAUCAAAAUGGCAUUAGAUAUUACUUCAGGAUUGUUAUGCUUACAUAGCGAAAACAUAAUUCAUAGAGAUUUGGUAAAAACCCAUUCAAAAAAUAUACUGGUUCAUAAUAAUCGAUUGAUGAUCGCAGAUUUUGGAUUAUCUAAGAUUAUAAGUGAUGAAAUUUCAACAAAUUCAGACUUUGGAGGAUUGCCAGAAUAUAUUGAUCCACAAUGUUACAUACAAGAAAAUUAUAUAAGAAACAAGAAAUCGGAUAUAUUUAGUCUAGGCAUUCUAUUAUGGGAGAUCACAAGUGGACGCCCCCCGUUUUCGAAUAUUGAUAAUAGAUUCACAUUGAUCUAUCAACUUAUUAAUUCUCAAAUUAGAGAAGAGCCAGUAGAAUCUACACCUCUAAAGUACCAACAACUUUAUCAAAAAUGCUGGAAUGAGAAUCCAGCAUUAAGGCCUGAGAAUGAUGAUGGUAUUUACAAAAUGUUAUUGGAGUAUGCUAAUAUGGGCAAUUUAAGAGAUUAUUUAGGAAAUAAAAGAAAAUUUAGCUCAUUACAAUGGAAAGACAAGAUCAAAAUGGCAUUAGAUAUUACUUCAGGAUUGUUAUGUUUACAUAGCGAAAACAUAAUUCAUAGAGAUUUGCAUUCAAAAAAUAUAUUGGUUCAUAAUAAUAGAUUGAUGAUUGCGGAUUUUAGAUCAUCUAAGAAGAUUAUUGAAGUUUCAACAAGUUCAAAAGUUGAAGGAUUGCCAGCUUAUAUUGAUCCACAAUGUUUCAUGCAAGAAAAUUAUAUAAUAAACAAGAAAUCGGAUAUAUUCAGUCUAGGCAUUCUAUUAUGGGAGAUCACAAGUGGACGCCCCCCAUUUUUGAAUAUUGAUAAUAGAUACACAUUGAUCUAUCAACUUAUUACUUCUCAAAUUAGAGAAGAGCCAGUAGAAUCUACACCUCUAAAGUAUCAACAACUUUAUCAAAAAUGCUGGAAUGAGAAUCCAGCAUUAAGGCCUGAGAGUAAUGAAGUUAACGAAAGUUUAAAUCAAUUGUUGAAAUCAAGAUUUAUAAAUGAAUUUAAAACGGCACUUAUUAUAGAAGAUAUUAAUAAAAUGAUAAAAGUUGGUGAAAUUUCUCAAUUCGAUUAUAGUGAAUUUAGCAAUUUUGAAGAAAUAGGUAAUGGAAGAUUUGGUAUUGUGAAUAGAGCGGAUUUUGUCAGCAGAGGAAUUCAAAUUGCAUUGAAAAGUCUCUUAAAUAGAAAUACAAGAAUAAAUAAGGAUGUCAUUGCAGAUCUUGUCAAAGAAUUAAAUAUCCAUAUUCAUCCAAAUAUCUUUCAAUUUAUUGGAAUAACUGUGGAUAAUGAUGGGGACUAUAAAUUGGUAUUGGAAUAUGCCAAUGGGGGGAACUUAAGAAAUUAUUUAGGAAACAAAAUUAUCUUUAAUUCAUUAAAAUGGAAAGAUAAGAUUCAAAUGGCACUGGACAUAACUUGUGGAUUAUCGUAUUUACAUAAAAAUGAAAUAAUUCAUGGAAAUUUGAAGAUUAAUGAAGUUGCAACAAGUUCAAGAUUUAAAGGAUUGCCAGAAUAUAUUGAUCCACAAUGUUACAUACAAGAAAAUUAUGAAAGUAACUACAAAUCAGAUAUAUAUAGUUUAGGUGUUCUAUUAUGGGAGAUCACAAAUUCUGAUGGGUAUUAUAUCAUGGUAUUGGAAUAUGCUAAUGAAGGAAACCUGAGAGAUUAUUUGGGAAAUGAAAACAUAUUUAAAAUGUUACAAUGGAAAGAUAAGGUUCGAAUGUCAUUGGAUAUUGCAAGCGGAUUGAUGUGCUUACAUAAAGAAGAGAUUAUUCAUAGAGAUUUGCACUCAAUGAAUAUCCUCGUAAAUAAUGGUAAAUUAUUACUUGCAGACUUUGGAUUAUCUAAACAUGUGGCAGAAACAACAUCUAAUUCAAAAACUGCAGGGUUUGGAAUGAUUGAGUAUAUUGAUCCACAAUGUUACAAGCAUCAAGAAUUUAAAAGAGGAAAAAAGUCCGAUAUAUUUAGUCUAGGUGUUAUUUUAUGGGAAAUAACUAGUGGACAUCCUCCAUUUUCGGAUACUCCACGGCAUUUGGUGUAUUCCAUUUGCAACGAAGAUUUCGAAAUUUUAGAUGCAAAUAAUUGUCGGGUAUAUAGAAAACCGGAUUUUCAUAGUGGAAAUAUCUUGCAAGGAAAUAAUAAUUCUUAUAUUUCAGAUUUUGGAUUAACAGGACCAGCAGACAAGCAAAAAUCAGAUGAUCGAAUAUAUGGAGUAUUACCAUAUAUCGCUCCAGAAGUCUUGAAUGGAGAACCAUACACUUUUGCUUCUGAUAUCUACAGUUUUGGUGUAAUUAUGGCCGAAUAUUCAUCUGGAAACCCUCCCUUUUAUGAUAGGGAACAUGAUUAUAAAUUAUCUUUAGAUAUUUGUAAUGGACUUCGUCCUGAAUUUGGAAAAGGAACUCCUGAAUUUUAUAAGAUAUUAGCUUAUAGGUGUAUGAAUGCAAAUCCAAAUCAAAGACUAACGAGCGAUGAAUUGUACGAUAUAUUGGAUUUUUGUUAUAAGUUAUAA